Messenger RNA from Jaminaea rosea, 1690 nucleotides. Its product is annotated as AAA-domain-containing protein. The record is from RefSeq and is a predicted model, not a curated record. Gene Ontology annotation, biological process: endosomal transport; vacuole organization. Lineage: Eukaryota; Fungi; Basidiomycota; Exobasidiomycetes; Microstromatales. Gene Ontology annotation, molecular function: ATP hydrolysis activity; ATP binding. The transcript is spliced from 5 exons. Bases 54 to 1463 code for a protein of 469 amino acids.
UCAUCCCAUCGCGACUCGCGUCCAUCGUCGUAUCGCUCAACAAGGCUGUCGCAAUGGCCAACUCCAACUUCCUCGAUAAAGCAAUCGACGUGGUCAAGCUGGCCAUCGAUGAGGAUACGAAGCAAAAUUACCCCGAAGCGUACAAGCAAUAUCAAAAUGCUCUCGACUACUUCAUGCUCGCCAUGAAGUACGAGAAGAAUCCCAAACUCAAAGAACUCGUCCGUACAAAGUUUGUCGAAUACCUAGACAGAGCAGAGAAGAUCAAGCAGCACCUUGCCUCAUCCCAAGAGUCCAAAGGUAGAGCAGCCCUCGGCGCCAAUGGUGGUGAGAAGGGGGUCGGAGGUUCGGCGAAUGGCAAGAAGGAUGGCGAAGAGGGAGAUGAUGGCGUUGAUGCAGAGACGAAGAAGCUGAGAGCAGGACUUUCCAGCGCGAUAUUGAGCGAGACGCCCAAUGUAUCGUGGGACGAUGUUGCUGGUCUGCAAACAGCCAAGGACGCCCUCAAGGAGGCGGUCAUUCUUCCCAUUCGCCACCCUCACCUCUUCACGGGCAAGCGCACACCUUGGCGUGGUAUCCUGCUGUACGGACCUCCGGGAACGGGAAAGUCCUUCCUAGCGAAAGCUGUGGCCACAGAAGCGAAGAGCACCUUCUUUUCCGUCUCAUCGUCAGAUUUGGUCAGCAAGUGGAUGGGAGAGAGUGAGCGGCUGGUCAAGCAGCUCUUCCAGAUGGCGAGGGAGAGCAAGCCAAGCAUCAUCUUUAUUGAUGAGGUGGACAGUCUGUGUGGGACUAGAGGAGAGGGGGAGAGUGAGGCGAGUAGGAGGAUCAAGACCGAAUUUUUGGUCCAGAUGAACGGCGUAGGCAACGACGAGGCUGGCGUCCUCGUCCUCGGAGCGACCAACAUCCCCUGGGCACUGGAUAUUGCCAUCAAACGUCGUUUCGAGAAGCGCAUCUACAUUCCGCUCCCCGAGAUCGAAGCACGAGAACGUCUGUUCCGCCUCAACGUCGGUGACACGCCUUGCGAGCUCACAGGGCAGGAGUAUCGCGACCUGGCAAAGAGGACAGAGGGCUACAGCGGAAGUGAUAUCAGCGUGCUGGUACGAGAUGCCUUGAUGCAGCCGGUGAGGAAGGUUUUGGCUGCGACGCAUUUCAAGGAGGUCGUAGCGCCCGUCAAGCGCGGCGAGGACAAGAAGGGUCCACUUGCAGGUGCCUCAUCAACGCCGCCGACGACGGACAGUGAUGCCGACUACGAGAUUGUGGGCGCAACAAAGACGUACUGGCAGCCGUGCUCUCCUGGUGAGCAGGGAGCGACGGAGAAGAGGUGGGAGGAUAUUGGCGGGCAGGACUUGUUGGAACCUCCGCUCGUCUACAAGGACUUUGUGCGCGCCAUCGAUAUGGUGAGACCGACGGUCACGACGGCCGAUAUUCAGCAGCAUAUCAAGUGGACGCAGGAUGCUGGGGUAGAGUAGAAUCGCGUGGCGUCGCGUCGCGUCCUUCGUCUACUGUUGUCUUGUCCCGCUUCUGCGCUUUACCAUAUCCAUCUCGUCUACGCAUCUGCUGCCUACCGUGUGACCUCAUCACUCGUGCAGUUCAAGAGCGAUGCAGCUUUGCCCACACGGGAUGAGAGGCUACGGCCGACAAGCAGGCUAAGAAGACAUCGUCUUUCCGGUUGGAGAAUAAGUCAAGAUGAGCACCA